GUCUUGUCAAAGGAGUCAUAGCUCUUUUCCUCCUGGGUCUCUGCCUCCUUCCAGCCGGGACUUUUCUUUUGGCUGCUUCUCUGGAUGUUCUAGUAACCAUGAGCCGCCAAUUCAGCUCUCAGUCAGCAUUUAGCUCUAGGAGCAGGCGGUUCUAUAGCACAGGCUCUUCUGCAGGCUCUGGCGGUGGGAGUCGGGCUGUGGGGUCUGUGUGUCAGGUCCGAGGCAGGUGUGGUGGUGGUGGUGGUGGCGGGUAUGGGAGCCAUGCCAGGGGGUUUGGCUCUAGGAGCCUCUACAACCUCGGAGGCAGUAAAAGCAUCUCUAUUAGCUUAGUGGGAAGAAGUGCUAGUGGUUUCUGCCAGGGUGGGGGUGCAGGAGGGAGAUUUGGAGGAGGGGGCAGAAGUUUUGGGGGAGGUGGUUUUGGAGGUGGUGGCUUUGGGGGCGGUGGCUUUGGAGGUGGUGGCUAUGGAGGAGGUGGUUUUGGGGGUAGCAAUUUUGGGCUUGGGGGCUUUGGUCCUUCCUGUCCCCCAGGGGGCAUCCAAGAGGUGACUAUUAACCAGAGCCUCCUUCAGCCACUUCACUUGGAGGUGGACCCUGAAAUUCAGAGAGUCAAGACCCAGGAGAGGGAGCAGAUUAUGGUCCUCAACAACAAGUUUGCUUCCUUCAUUGACAAGGUGCGAUUCCUGGAGCAGCAGAAUCAGGUGCUGCAAACGAAGUGGGAGCUGCUGCAGCAGGUAAACACCUCUACUCGGACCAACAACCUGGAGCCCAUCUUGGAGAACUACAUCAGUGAGCUGCGGAGGCAGGUGGAUUUCCUCAACACCGAGCAGAUGCGCCAGAACAGUGAAGUUAGGAACAUGCAGGAUGUCGUGGAGGACUACAAGAACAAAUACGAGGAAGAGAUCAACCGGAGGGCCAACACUGAAAAUGACUUUGUCGUCCUGAAGAAGGAUGUGGAUGCUGCUUACAUGAGCAAGGUAGACCUGGAGUCCAAGGUGAAUGUCCUCUUUGGAGAGAUCAGUUUCCUGAAGUAUUUAUUUGAUAUGGAGCUGUCCCAGAUGCAAACCCAUAUCAGUGACACCAAUGUCAUCUUGUCUAUGGACAAUAACCGCUUCCUGGACCUGGAUAGCAUCAUCGAUGCAGUGAGGACCCAGUAUGAGCUAAUUGCACAGAAGAGCAAGGAUGAGGCUGAGGCGCUGUACCAGACCAAGUACCAGGAGCUCCAGAUCUCGGCGGGAAGACACGGAGACGAGCUGAAGAACAGCAAGAUGGAGAUCGCUGAGCUCAACCGCACCAUCCAGAGGCUACAGGCAGAGAUCGGCAAUGUCAAGAAGCAGCUUGAGCAGAUGCAUGUGGCCAUUUCGGAUGCAGAGGAGAGAGGAGAACAGGCCCUUCAGGAUGCACGGCAGAAGCUUGGGGACCUGGAGGACGCCCUGCAGCAGUCCAAGGAGGAGUUGGCGCGGCUACUGCGUGACUACCAGGCGCUACUAGGGGCCAAGCUGUCCCUGGACGUGGAGAUCGCCACCUACCGCAAGCUACUGGAGGGCGAGGAGAGCAGGAUGUCUGGGGAGCUGCAGAGCCAUGUGAGCAUCUCUGUGCAGAGCAGCCAGACGACCGUCAGCGGCGGGGGCGGCGGGGGCGGUGGCAGCCGUGGCUCUGGAGGCUACGGUGGCGGCGGCUAUGGGGGCUCCGGCGGCGGCGGCUCCCGUGGGAGCGGAGGCAGCUACGGCGGGGGCUCCCGAGGGGGCAGCGGAGGUGGUUACGCGGGUGGCGGCGGCGGCGGCGGGAGCUACGGAGCGAGCAGCCGGAGCAGCAGCAAGUACGCGGGCAGAGGCGGCGGCGGCUCCUCCCGCGUGCAGAUCAUCCAGACCUCCACCAACACCUCCCACAAGCGGAUCCUGGAGUAGAGGGAGGCUCACACACACCCCCGCCGGCAAGGCGCUAUCCUGUCCCCUCCCCCGCGCCCCUCCUGAACCCUUCUCACUUACCUUUCUCUCCUGGGUCUCAGCAGCUUUGCUAACACAUUCCACGCUAGAGGGGGAAGCAGGUGGAUAACCCCAAACUGCAGAUCUGGCUUUGGAGGGCGCUGGUUGGCGGCCAGAAUCACAGCCAGACGGCUCUCGGCUCAGACUCCACUCAGCUGGCCCUGCUCCUGCCCCAGGGGACACCCAGGGCCCCAGUUUAGCACUGGAGAAAGACAGCCUGUAGACUCUCCACCAAGCGGAUGAUGGAGAGUUAAUGUCAAGGAUAUCAGGUUUCCUGCAUCUUUCCUGCACCUGAGAUGCCCUGUGAACAGUAAUCCAUCCCUUAGGGGACCUGCAGAAUGAGGACUUUGGGCCAGUAGCUUGGCAAGACGAACCUCUGUGCCACGGACGCAUUCCUGUCCGUUGGUCUGUUAACCUCAUGCUUUCACGUCGGUGGAGAGUAUGGAUUUGCUGUCCUCAUCAGACACCACAAAGUCAUGUCUGGUCCUGAUUCUGCAUCUCUGUCUUAAGCAUUGUUCUCUGGGUUAACAGCCCAAGGUGGGAGCAUUUCAGAGGACAUGUGUCCUUGUCCCCUGGGAGGACUAAUUACUGGUGAAUAGAGGAGUCAGUGGGCAAGCAGUGGAGCUCUGCUCUGUCCUACCCCUCCUGCCAGUUCCAUUCUCUGUCAGUCUGGCCCUUCCUGAAUUCUGCUCCAUAAUGGCCUUCCUGAGAAUUGUCCAGGAGGCUGGGCACAUGCAGCCUAGCACUGUUGUGUCCAUGUGCCAGGCCCUGAGGAGUUGGAGGAUCAAGCAUGGGUCUCAGGAGGGUUCUAUCCUGACCAGUCUGGAAGCUGCUGGCCUGGUGUCCUUUCCUGGGGUCUCAAAGCCCCUCUGUUUUCCUCUUCUCUGUGACUGGGCACUUCCUGAGAAUUUGACCCUUCCUUUCAGGCCUUCACAGGUGUUUGCAAUGCGCUGGAGGGGACAGGAAGGGGAAACUAUCAGCCAAUGAGCGGGCCUGGAGAGGGGGAGGGGGAGGGCAGUGUUGCUUCUGAGAUCUGGAGUCACCUUCGCUUCCUUGCUGAGUCCUAACGCAGCCUCCAAGUCCGAGAUUCUGUUGGGACCUCAGACGGGCUCAGUGGGGGUCCCUUCAUCAUUUCCUGGUUGAAGGUUGUACCUUGAAGGGCUUGACAUUUUUGGUGUUUCUACAAUAAAAUUUUCUGUGACCUCAAACUA
Molecule: messenger RNA, 3193 nt
Organism: Mustela erminea (ermine)
Lineage: Eukaryota; Metazoa; Chordata; Mammalia; Carnivora; Mustelidae
Gene: KRT77
Product: keratin 77
Exons: 9
Coding region: 99-1904 (601 amino acids)
Biological process (GO): keratinization; intermediate filament organization
Cellular component (GO): keratin filament
Molecular function (GO): structural constituent of skin epidermis
Source: RefSeq, a predicted model, not a curated record